AUGUACGACAACCCUUCACAUCCUGGUCCAAGUGAAUUGGACAGUGAUAGGCAUAACGAUUUUGAAGAUAACCCUACAUUGACUCAGCUCACACAAAUUGUGAGUAAUAAUGAUUUAGCUAAUGAUAUAAUAAAUAAGUCGGAUAGUGAUAGUCCAUUAGAUCAUGAAGGGACGGACGAUGAUCAUUCGUCUGCCGACGGUGACGAUUCUGAUGAAGAUGUUGCGGCCCCCAAUAAUCUUAGUGUUAAUUAUCAUUCAAAUGUGAUCCCAUAUUUGGAUAAUACAGAAGAAGUAGAACCGGAAGAUUUUGCAUACAUGAGAGAUAACGGGUCUGUUCGGGCUGCACUUUGGAAUUCCAGUAAUCCUAAAGUUAUCAAAUCAGGUAUGUUAUUUCACAGCAAGAAGCAAAUGAAAGGUGCAGUGAGACUCUAUAAUAUAGCCCACAAAAAAGAAUUUAAAACAGAUCAAGCCAAAGGUACAUUUUGGAAGGUUAUUUGCAAGCAGCAUGAGGAAGGUUGUAGUUGGAUGAUCCGUUUUUCGUUGAUCGGAAGUGGUAUGUGGAAAGCAGGAAAAAUGAUUGAGCCACAUAAUUGUGACACGGAUGAUUAUACAGAGGAUCAUUUCAAUUUGAAUAGCAACAUGAUUGCUACUUCGUUGAUACCAUAUGUUAUGAUCAAUGCACAAAUCAGUAUUAAGUUUGUUCAGGAAACUAUAAAAGGCAUCCAUCACUAUACUCCUAGUUAUAGAAAAGCGCAAAAAGGGCGUAAGAAAGCUUUUGAGAUGGUGUAUGGUGAUUUCGAAGGUUCUUUUAGGGCAUUGCCUCGAUACAUGGCUGCCCUAGAACAUUUCAAUCCGGGCACUAUUGUUGAGUGGACACGAGUCAACUACAAUGCAAGGCGAACACAUCUUCAAGUAUCUUUUACGGGCCUUUAA
Lycium ferocissimum is the source of this 933-nucleotide messenger RNA. RefSeq lists its product as uncharacterized. The record is from RefSeq and is a predicted model, not a curated record. The transcript has 3 exons. The coding region runs from base 1 to 933 and encodes 310 amino acids. Lineage: Eukaryota; Viridiplantae; Streptophyta; Magnoliopsida; Solanales; Solanaceae.